UCUAGCUUUAACACAUUAAAUUUAUUUGAUUAUGUAUUGAUCUUAAAUAAAAAAAAUGGAGGGGGUGUAGUGAGUUGACCUAAAUGGCUCAUUCUUCAUUUGUUGACGAAGAUUGGACAGAUCUACAUUGUAACAUCUUUCAGGAAGAACAGUUUCAUGAAAAUGUGUUUGUACACUCUGUACAGUAUAAGUGCCAGGAGAAAUUUACAUCAUCACAAGAAAAUUGUCUUAAAAGCAACACUCCAUCAUUGGUUGAAAUAUACAAUGAGGAGCAAAAGAUUUACUGGAGGCUUGGAAGCUGCUUUAAGACACUGUUUGUUCCUCAUAAAUCUGAUCAUAAUGAGGAAGAAUGUACAGGUAAAGAAACGGAGCAACUGGUGACAAUUGGGAAGCAAUCUUCUGAUUCAAUCCUAAUAUCAACUCCUCACUGCUCAUCUCCAUCAAGAGAAAUGACAUUUAGUCCAGAUCAAAAUCUCGAACAUUUGCUAGGCUUAGACUAUCAACAUUCCUGCACAGAUGAAAUUUCUGCAAAGUAUUUGAAAAUUAAAUCGAAGUACAUCACUGAUGGACAGGGUGUUGUGUCUGGUGUGCUAUUGGUUACUCCACAAACAGUAAUGUUUAACCCAUGUGUGUCAGACCACUUAGUCAUUGACAGAGGACGAGAUUGUUAUGUUGUACGUCUUUCUUUAAAAGCUAUUUCGAGACUUGCGUUUUUCGAAGAUAUUGCUGCUAUGGUGACUGGAGAUAUUUCAAAACAAUUUCAUCCGAAACAAAGUUUUUCCACUUUCACGUUUAAUUCUUUACCCAAGCCUGGUACGAUAAUAUGUCAAACAACAGGUGAAGAGUUUAAAUUAACCUCUGCACAAAAAGAGGACGAAACUAUACAACGAGACUUACAAAUGCUUCAUAUACAACAGUCACGAGAAAAAAAUUUGUACAAAGAAACUGAAAAAAAAGAGGAGUGUAUGAGACAGGAGGUUAGUGCUGAUCAAGGUAUUAGCAGUCUCGGUGGAAGCAUUUCUACAGAUCAUACAAUCACAGACGACACCUUAACCUCAAUAAAUUCGCAUUUAUACCGACAGCGACACAAUGAUGAGGAUACUCAUGAGUCUGAGGAUAAUCAUCAUGAUUUGUCAUUGUUUAUGGAGCAAAGUCACGAGUCGAGUACACCAAAACAUAAAGCAAAACUUGUAAAUAAAGCACUACACACACAAAACAACGAACAUUUCUAUGAUGGCGAAACUUCGCCACAUAGAAAUAAGUUUACCAAUGUCAAUGUUUUACAAGAUAAAAGAACUCUUGUCUCUCCAAGCAGCGAUUUGAGUAAAGAUAGUGGCAUUUCAGAAAUAAAUACAACAAACUUUAGUCAACAUGACUCACAAGAUAGUGAUAUUGUUGCGCACCCGCCUCUUGCGAGUAGGAGUUCAUUGAGCAAUGAAGCGAAACAGUGGUUGGGUAAUCGAGGCAUUCGUCUUUCCUCUAUGUCUUCUGAUAAUAUAGCAACAUCUUCUCAGCAAGAGGAUAUCUCGGAAGAAGUUUUACCUCGACCAGCUAGUAAAUACGAUGACGACUUGAUAUAUGUAGCUAUCAAAGUGCACAAGAACUACUGGCAUACCAACAGAACGAAACAGAACAAUGUGAUGGGUAUCCCACCCAAUCGAGACCAAAAACGUAGACAGCAUUGGUUUGCUAUUCCAAAGGAGAGAGUGGAUCAAUUUUACGGUUUUCUACUUCAAUGGAGUCCUGAUUCUGAUGUGCUUUUAAGUAAUGCUUCAACUCCUCGUUCUGAAGAAUUCCACGAUACAGAAGAGGGCUUAAACAUAGUAGAUGACGCUUUUGCUAACUCCCCCGCAACGUCGCUGGGAUACGAGAAACUAACUUCAGAAGAUGCAAUUGGCAUGAAAGCACGUGUGGGGAGUCUAAACAGCUGUGCAAGUAAAACAUCUUUACGCAGUCUCGGUGACGAUGAAUCACCUGAUUUGUUAGCUGAUUCACAAUUGCUGACAAAAAAGCAAGUUCGAAUGUUGGCGCGCAGGUUACCUUCCCGAACUGUUGGUCAUAGCUGGGAACUUGUGUACAGCACACAUCUUCACGGUAUCAGCUUGUCAACACUGUAUAGAAACUUUCAAGACUACGACACUCCCGCUGUGAUUAUUGUCAAAGAUGAAACACAAAAGGUCUUUGGUGCGUUUCUCUCGGAACCACCAAGAGUGAGCGAUGGUUUCUUUGGUAAUGGUGAGAGCAUGUUGUUCACUUUCAAUGAGCAAAACAAACUGACGCCCUACAACUGGACUGGUGAAAACAACUUUUUUUUGAAAGGUUCAAAAAUAAGUCUUGCCAUCGGCGGAGGAGAGGGCGUGUUUGGUCUUUGGUUGGACGAAGAUUUAUAUCGUGGUCGAAGCCAUUCAUGCAAAACAUUUGGAAAUGAAACACUGUCAGGCAACGAAGAUUUCAUAUGCAGUGGAUUAGAGGCAUGGUCCUUUGUGUGAAAGAAAGAUGAUCUCAAGUCAGACGGGAAGUUGCAUAUCUUGUGGAGACGAAAACGUGAUUCAAAUCGUAAAGUUAAAAUUAUUUCUUUCUUAACAGACCGUCGUUAAGAAUAUCGCGUCACGUCGUCGACAUCUUUUUCAUCCGUUGAAUUAAAUACACGACACGAAUUUCAACGUUUCUUUCAUAACCACGAGGUUUCCUACUUAAUCUUAAAACGUGUGGUGAGCUGAAGAACUUUUAUGAAUUGUUGUCUGUUUUGAUGUAAAUUUUCUUUAAUUUGAAGUAACCUAAGAAAAUCAUUUUUUGUAUAUAGCUAUAUGCAUAUAUAAUUCUAAUACUCCCCAAAUUUUUUAUUGUACAGUUUUUGACAGUUAAAAUUGGUUUCUUUGGGCAGAGAGUUGAAAGAGAAAACCAUUUUUGAACGUCGCACAUAUCAAUAAAGGAUACAUAAACACCUCAUUUUAAAAUUCUUUCUCACAUCACUUCUGUUUGCUCUCAAUCUUCGAGAUGAAUUGUUUAUAGAGAAUUAUUUUUACUUAUAUUUCUUUGAUAAAGUUCCAUACAAUGGUUUAUUAGGGUCGGGUUAUACUGAGGGAAAAUAUUAAUUUUUUUGCUUAAUAGAUAAAGCUGGUUUUCUAUUUGUCGGUUUUACGAAAUAGUAUUAAAAAUGUAAUAAUAAAUAGAAUAUAUGUUAUUGUUUGUAA
This is a messenger RNA of Hydractinia symbiolongicarpus, 3194 nucleotides long. RefSeq names its product nuclear receptor coactivator 7-like. Bases 84 to 2489 code for a protein of 801 amino acids. Lineage: Eukaryota; Metazoa; Cnidaria; Hydrozoa; Anthoathecata; Hydractiniidae. The record is from RefSeq and is a predicted model, not a curated record. Gene Ontology annotation, biological process: response to oxidative stress. The transcript has 14 exons. Gene Ontology annotation, cellular component: nucleus.